This is a messenger RNA of Thlaspi arvense, 1046 nucleotides long. Lineage: Eukaryota; Viridiplantae; Streptophyta; Magnoliopsida; Brassicales; Brassicaceae. The record is from the annotation of a GenBank genome assembly.
AAUAAAUUCAAAGUGUUUCCCCAAAUUUUUCAUUUUCAUUUUCAUUUCUCAAAUCCUUGAAUUCAGUUUCAAUGGGCAAACCCGAGAGGAAAGCGAGAGAGAGAGUAUACUCUUCGUCUUCAUAUUUUCUUCGCUGUUUUGGGGUUUCCCGGAAAAUACACUCCGACAAACCCAUGGUAGAAACUGGCCAAGAGAAGAAGAAGAAGAAUAAGACGAGAAGUCGUUGGUUUUUGCGAGCGACAAAAAAUCGUUUCAAGGACGGCGAGGAGAUCACAACGACGCCGAUUUACGAAGCGGAGAAACAAAACUCUAAUGUUGAAGAUGAUAAACAAAAUCUGUUUCGGGUGAUACGUCACAUGACUGAUCAGAAGAACGUUGCGGCUAGUGGUUACAAACAAGAAACUAAAGAGAAAGACACGAGCGAACUAAGAGACAUCAAUCCGGAACCACUGAGUUUAUCAGGAUACGACACGUGUCACGAACAGGUAUCGACUACAUUUCGUGGCGGGAAACUCGACCCGACUAGAACCGUCGGGUACGGGUCAAAGCCGAGGGAGUCAAGGGAGAAAUCGUCGUCACGGGUCAGAAAAGCGUCGCGGGUCGACCCGGUAAUUGGGAUAUCAAUCAUAAUGCUAACGCUAGUGAUAAUGUUGAUGUGGGGACGUUUGUGUGCGAUUCUUUGUACAUCCGCUUGGUGUUACUUUCUCCCUCGUCUCAAAGAAGCUGCGGUUGCGGACAAACGCAAACGCAGUGCUGGCGGUAAAGCUGAAGCUGCGUUGUUUCCGGAUGACUUGGAUUUUAACUCUCAGGCUUACAAGAAAAAAGUCGUUUUGGAAGGCUUUCUCCUACGGCAACACCGCGUUUAGCGGUGACCACGUUUUAAUAUCCUGUUGAUUUUGUUUGACCGUAUCGGCUUUUUUUUCAGUUUGAUAUGGCAAUUUGUAUGCACAUUAAAAAAAAUGUACACAAUCACGAUUGAUAUUAUUCAUUCAUUCAUGCGUGCACAAGUGCACUACACAUUUCCAAAUCCAUUGUUACAUGCAGAC